AUGGCCCAGCAUCUCUCUGUUCAGGCUCAGGAGCUGGUCUCCAAUCCACUCGCCCGAUUUAUCUUCAGCAUCAUCCUGCUCCUGAUGACGACUUCAAAAAUCGUAAUGGUGGUAGUGGCCCGCGGCAAACCAACUAGAGUAAACGAAUUGACUCAUGCUUCAGGAAUCGUAUUCGAUGGCCGCGACGACCAAUGCGAGUCGGUCACCCAAUCAACAGGCCUGUCAGGUCUUGCAUUAGGCCUAGCUCGUCUGUCCCGUUGGCAUGAGGCACAAGCCUUUGUCGUGCAAUGCUACAGGCUUGCCACUGAGCAUGCACCUGACAGUCAGCCUGCCUGGCAAGCAUGGGCUAUGGCAAAUUAUGCUGUUAUUGGGCAACUGGAUGUAGCUAAGGCUCAACUGGAUAAGUGGGAGCAGACCUUGGAACAAUCAAUCUCCUGUACGAAUUUUCGCGUCAAUCAAUCAUCUAUUGGAGCGCUCGAUUCUCCCGCUAUUCCUACCGCUCCUGCUCAACCGCCUAUCCUUUUGGCUCCUAGACCAACAAGUGGCAACACAACCAUCUUACCGACUCUUUCAGAGCGGGGCCCAGGCUGUGCUGGCAUCAGGGGCCAAGGCACCCUGGACUAUGCCCUGCCGAGGCGAGGGCUGCAAUUGCACGCCUCAAGGCAGACCGUCAGCGUCAGUGGGAGAUGCAAGCGAUGUGUUCCGUUCGUGGAUUUGUCAAUUCCAUCAGUCUGUCAGCUAAACCAAACCUCCAGGUAUCCAUUUUUAUCAUGUUUCUUUUUAGUCUAA
Messenger RNA from Protopolystoma xenopodis, 789 nucleotides. NCBI's taxonomy places the organism in Eukaryota, Metazoa, Platyhelminthes, Monogenea, Polystomatidea, Polystomatidae. The record is from the annotation of a GenBank genome assembly.